Messenger RNA from Cyphellophora europaea CBS 101466, 831 nucleotides. RefSeq lists its product as uncharacterized. The transcript has a single exon. Gene Ontology annotation, molecular function: aminoacyl-tRNA ligase activity; Ser-tRNA(Ala) deacylase activity; ATP binding. The record is from RefSeq and is a predicted model, not a curated record. Gene Ontology annotation, biological process: regulation of translational fidelity; tRNA aminoacylation. Bases 1 to 831 code for a protein of 276 amino acids. NCBI's taxonomy places the organism in Eukaryota, Fungi, Ascomycota, Eurotiomycetes, Chaetothyriales, Cyphellophoraceae.
AUGUCGACCAUACAGGUGUUUCUGACCGAUGGCCAAACACAUCAAUUGCGCAGCAGAGUCGUCUCCGCGACACCUUUCAGUACUCUGGACUCGGCCGAUCAGACACUCUUCCCCCGAGCCGAACAAGACCACCGGGUGGUGGUGACUACAGAGACCAUCUUCCACCCUCAAGGCGGCGGGCAGCCCUCCGACACAGGAGAGAUUACGUCAACCGCCGCCACCACCACCACAACCACCACCACCACUGCCGCCAGAUUCAGCGUCGAGAUGACCCGGCUGAGUCCCAGCAGCGGCAAAGUCCUCCACUUGGGGAGAUUCCAAGAUACUUUGACUUUAUUCAAGCCCGAGGAGGAGAUCCUGCAAACACUCGACACGGAGAAACGAGAACUCUAUUCACGCUAUCACACGGCCGGCCACACACUCGACGCCGCGGUACGGCAUGUCUGCGGCACAACCGUCGCCAACUUUGAUAAAUUGAAGGCGUCACAUGUGCCGGGCUCGGCGGCCUGCGAGUUCACGGGCUUGAUCCCCGGCGAGCGGAAAGCGGCGAUUCAGGCACGGUUGAAUGAGCUGCUCGCUACGAAGGCCGAGGUCAAGAUUGAAUACUGGGCCAAGGACGAGAUUGAGAGGGUCAGUCAGGAGAUGUGCAUUCACUUGGAUGAUGUGACGUUGGCGGAAAAUGGGAGGUGCAGAGUGGUGAAUAUUGAGGGUAUUGAUGUGUGUCCGUGUGGAGGCACGCAUGUGGCGAGUCUUGACAAGUGUGGCAGGAUUACUGUAACGAAGAUCAGUCGCAGUAAUGGGAAUAGUAGGGUUAGCUAUAGACUGGAGUAG